AUGAAGGCGGCAGCUGACCAACAGCAGGAGGAGCUGUCCCCCAUGAGGGUGGCAGCUGACCAACAGCAGGAGGAGCUGUCUCUCAUGAAGGCGUUGGCGGCAGCUGACCAACAGCAGGAGCUGUUUGCCAUGAAGGUGAUAGCUGACCAACAGCAGGAGGAGCUGUCCGCCAAGUUGGCGGCAGCUGACCAACAGCAGGAGCUGUCUACCAUGAAGGCGCAGGAGGAGCUGUGUGCCAUGAAGGCGGCAGCUAACCAACAGCAGGAGGAGCUGUCCGCCAUGAAGGUGGCAGCUGACCAACAGCAGGAGGAGCUGUCUGCCAAGUUGGCGGCAGCUGAUCAACUGCAGGAAGAUCUGUCUGCCAUGAAGGCAGCAGCUGACCAACAGCAGGAGGAGCUGUGUGCCAUGAAAGCGGCAGCUGACCAACAGCAGGAGGAGCUGUCCGCCAUGAAGAAAUCUGACCUCUCCUCAGAAUUCUUAGUCAAACAGGGGUCCAAGCUGAACCAGCCAAAUCAGCUGCCCUCACAAUCAAAGGCCUUAAACCCCAUCAAAGGGGAGGUGCGAAGCGACGCAGGUUGGAGACGGACUCUGAGGGAGUCUCAACCCAUCCCAAACCAGUUCACACACUUUAAGGUACCAAAGAAACCUGAAAAUUUUGAGAAUGAUAACCAGCUAGUUAGGGCACUGGAAAAGGAAAGGCAAAUCCGCCUAUCAAUCCGAAUUGCCAGAGACGAGGGCAUGAUCAUCGGGCCCAAAGAGAAAGCCUCCCUAAGUUUCCUGCAGGAAACCAAGGGAACCCCAAUCACCACCCUUAAUCUGGGUAACUGGCGCUCGUAUAAGCUCAGGACAUACAUGCCAGAGCCCUUGAGGUGUUUCACAUGCCAAACAUUUGGGCACCACCAGGCCAACUGCAAGGCCAAAGCCAAAUAUGGUGUGCAGCAAGGCAUAUGA
Molecule: messenger RNA, 951 nt
Organism: Penaeus vannamei (Pacific white shrimp)
Lineage: Eukaryota; Metazoa; Arthropoda; Malacostraca; Decapoda; Penaeidae
Source: RefSeq, a predicted model, not a curated record